Molecule: messenger RNA, 1061 nt
Organism: Amphimedon queenslandica
Lineage: Eukaryota; Metazoa; Porifera; Demospongiae; Haplosclerida; Niphatidae
Product: exostosin-like 2
Exons: 3
Coding region: 531-1061 (176 amino acids)
Cellular component (GO): membrane
Molecular function (GO): glycosyltransferase activity
Source: RefSeq, a predicted model, not a curated record
UGACUUGCUAUUGCACAGCAUGAAAAUUUUUUUGACUUUGAUGUCAAAAUAAUAAGCUCCAAGUUUUGUCAGCCAAAAAUAUUCUCAAUUGUAUCAGAAUGCUCAUUUUCUUAGACAAAAACUAUCCACAAGCUUCUGCAUGGCCAUGGAGAUCAUAGCAGAAUGAGAAAAUGCUAACACAAGAAACAAUAAUAAUAACAAAACUAUCUUUUACAUUAUACAAGUCUCUGCACAAGAAAGCAGCUCCAAUUUUUAUUUAAGUGCUAAUGAGAUAUUGUAUGUUUCAGUUGUGAUUACCUUAGCUUUGAUAGAUCUAUACAUACAGUAUUGUUACAAUGCGCAACUUGACGGUCUGCCCAUCAAAAGCCAUUCACUGGCUUCUAUUGGCAACAGAAAAUUACUAUGUACACUAGCUAUAAUUUGCUUAGAUCUAGCCCCUGCCUCAACUUUGUGGGAUUACACUAAAAGCAUUCAGUCAAUUUGCUCUACAGGCUCAGUUGGUUCUCUCUCUCCUUCAUUCUUUGCCAAUCAUGGGAUUCUUAUCUACAGCCUUCACUAAAGCUGCUGUGAUAUUUCUGAUUGGUUUUGUAAUAAUUAACUCUCUUGGAUUAUAUUUUUAUGCUCGUGCUCCAAACAUGUUUGCUUACUAUAGUCCAUCAAAGCCCUACUCUCACAGCCCUCCUGAAGGACUUAAAUAUGAUUAUCUACCAUUUAACUAUUCCAAAAACUACACAAGGAACAAGUUCACUGUUGUCAUGCCAACUUAUAACCGUAGCAAUCAAUUGCCUAUUAUCAUAGGUCAUUAUUGUAACAUUUCCAAUGUACAUAAAAUAUUAGUCUUGUGGAAUAAUGUUGGGGAGCCAGUGCCUGAUCAGAUAAAGGAUUUUAAAUGUCGAGUACCAGUGAAGAUUAAGAUUAUGAAAGAAAAUAACUUAACGUCACGAUUUUGGCCUUACCCAGAAAUAGAAACUGAAGCAAUAUUUUCAGUUGAUGAUGACCGAAUGGUUGAUCCUCGUGGCAUGGAAAAAAGUUUUGCUGCAUGGAAGCUGUCACAUAAAUAA